UCUGGUUCCGUGUUAGCGUAUGGACGCAGUUGAGGACACCUCUGCUCCCAAAAUUGGAUCUAGGGCUUAGUCGAGACUCCUCAACAAUGCCGGGUGGGCUGAACGUGCGACGCUAGAGUGGGGGUGUCGGUGGUAGGUGGAAGAGUACCUGUCUUGUCCUUGAUUAUUCCACCCGACUUGAUGAUGUCAUGCGGUUAGACGAGCAGACAGCUGGUGCUGCUUGCAGGUAGACAAGCUCAUGUCUGUACGAGCGACACGCAAGACCAGCGCGCAUCGGACCGUGCAAGCGGCUCAGCAUUCCUGGCACACAAGCGUGCGGGUCGGGUUUUCACUGGAUCGAUCAUCCCCCGUCGUUGUGCUGGUACUACAUCGCUCGCCCGUCGGCAGUCCACAACUGACGAGCGCCUUAGACUAUCAACGACCCCCUCUUGCUUGAGGCUUUCUCUGUCGCAUUUCCGCGUUAUUCCCUUAUCCGCGACUCAACGCCCGGCACUUAGUGCGCCGCGCGCGCGAGGUAUCCUCGUGUAAAGACUAACCGAACACAUGUAACAUUAGUAGAACUCGUGUACAUCGAUAAAAGGUGUAGAUGACUCACCUCUGUAGAUAGUGCCCUAGAUAACAAAGUCUCCUCCUGUAUCUAUGUCGCUUACGUCGAAUGCGAAUACUCCCCAGAGCGUUCCCCACCUC
Postia placenta MAD-698-R-SB12 is the source of this 687-nucleotide messenger RNA. RefSeq lists its product as hypothetical. NCBI's taxonomy places the organism in Eukaryota, Fungi, Basidiomycota, Agaricomycetes, Polyporales, Adustoporiaceae. The transcript is spliced from 2 exons. Bases 239 to 436 code for a protein of 65 amino acids. The record is from RefSeq and is a predicted model, not a curated record.